Morone saxatilis (striped sea-bass) is the source of this 1284-nucleotide messenger RNA. RefSeq names its product urocortin-3-like. NCBI's taxonomy places the organism in Eukaryota, Metazoa, Chordata, Actinopteri, Moronidae. Gene Ontology annotation, cellular component: extracellular region. The coding region runs from base 242 to 619 and encodes 125 amino acids. Gene Ontology annotation, molecular function: hormone activity; corticotropin-releasing hormone receptor 2 binding. The record is from RefSeq and is a predicted model, not a curated record. The transcript is spliced from 2 exons. Gene Ontology annotation, biological process: digestion; hormone-mediated signaling pathway; cellular response to nutrient levels.
GACUGACGUGAAUGAAGACAAAAUCGUGGACGAGCAGGCACAAGUCCAGUUGAACAUCCGACUGCGUGCCACACAGGUCGCUACUCCAGUAGCUCGAGAAGUAGCUGGGAUACAGCAUCACGGGAUAUCUGAGGGUCAAAGACAAGAGAUCAUUACCACAGCCCUGCUUUAGACCAGAGCAAGAACAAGUGCCUUUUCAUCCAAUUUUUCACAGUGGUGAAACCGACAGACAGUCCUGACCAUGAGAAGUGUGCGUGUGUGUUUCUGCCUGGCUCUGCUGCUGCCAUGGUGUUUCCAGAGCCAGAGGAGCAGUCCCGCUCUUGCCAAACUCGAUGAAGACACGCAGAGGGACGUGCUGGCCAUCGACAUCCUAAACCGCAGCGGUGUGUUGAACUCAUUGCUCCGAUCAGAGUAUCACACUGUGCUCCGGCGAGCACGAGCCCCGCGCCCAGCCUCCCAGGUGCCAAAGAGAGCCCAGCAGGGGUCCCGCUUCGCCCUGUCCCUUGAUGUUCCCACCAGCAUCCUCAGUGUCCUCAUAGACCUGGCCAAGAACCAGGACAUGAGAACCAAAGCAGCAGCCAAUGCAGAACUGAUGGCGCGAAUAGGAAAGAGGAAGUAAGAAGCGGGGCCCCUGGAAGCUGUCAGGGGCUCCAUGGACAAAGUCUCACCUCACAGAGGAGUUAACCUCUUACAUUGUGGCACCUGGUUAGAAACAAUGUUAGUUCAGGUGAAAUCAGUCAUUGCGGUCAGCAUCUGUCCUUUAGAGCUUAGAUCUGCUUUACUUUUAUACGUAAGACUUACUUAAAUGAUUAUAUUACCUCAUUCUACACCUAACCACUACAUGGACUGACUCUUGAAACAGAAGUAAUUAGAAAGAAUGACGUAAAACAUAAAAAGACAAUGUAAACAAUGUAAGAGGAGGCUGGUCUUUUGUCUCAAAGAUUAUUCACCCAUGGGUCAGAGACUGUGAUCGGGUUCUGAAAUCUGUUUCUUGUGUUGUGCAUGUGUAAUCUUGAAUUCAAAGAAAAGGUUGUUCAAUUAAAUCCAAUAUGAUAAUCAUAUUUUCUUCUCAAGUCUAAUUCAUUUCACUCUGCAUUGAUAUCAGGCACGCUUAGUAUAAUUACAAGCAUCAGCAGCCCAUAAAGCACAAAUGAACGCGUCUGAGCCAUAAGGGCUUGCGUCACCCCCGGCAGGGUCUGAUGUGUGAUAACAGGACAAAGACAUGGGCAGGAUAUUGACCUCUGAAAGAAGAACAGACCCUUUCUGCAGACCUUUGUUGAUAAA